AUGCCGGUGUGGUUUAUUGAUCGACACCCCAUGAGGGUGUUUAAGUGGACUCCGGAAUUUGACCCUUUCUUUGAGUCCCCUAUCGCGGCUGUGUGGUGUAAUCUGGUUGGGUUGCCGAUCCACCUUUUUGAGAAAUCUGCCUUAUUUGCUAUUGGUAGCCUUUUGGGGGAUCCUAUUCAAGUGGAUCAUGCUACUAUCACUCAAUCCAGGCUCUCGUUUGCUAGAUUAUGCAUUGAGAAAGAUAUUUCGAAGGCACCAAUGGAGGAAAUCAUUUUAGACCUCCAAGGGAGAGAGGUCAGGCAAUCUGUUAAAUGGGACCGGAUUCCUCUGUAUUGUCAUGACUGCAAGCACGUGGGCCAUUCCAGUGAUGUCUGCUAUGCAAGUGGGCAGAGACCGAAGCCGAUGAGAAGGGACUUCCCUUACCAUGAAGAGAAGAAGAGGGAGAUUGGGGAUGAAAAGGCUGGAAAGAAAAAGGGAGGUGAGGAUGGAGGUUCUGGCAGGGAGUGUGAUACGACUCAAGAUGUUGGCCCAACUAUAUCCUCUGGUGUUCUGGGUGUCAAGGGGGGUACCGAUCUUGAUCAGGUUCGUGAUGAUGGUCAACCAGAGGCAUCCUUACUUGGAGUGGGUGGCAAAGAGGCUGAGGGAGAAUUCAUCUCUCCAAGAAGAAGGCAGGGUAAGAAGGACAAGGUUGGUAAGGGUAGAAGGGCUAUUUCAUUAGAAAGGGAGCAGAAAGGGCCAGUUGUGGCUUCCAGAGAAGGUGGAAGCAGGGCUUCAUCCCCAAAUCGAUUGGGAAACAGGUUCACUCCUUUACAUAUUGAGGAGGGGUUGCCUGUGGUGUUAGGGAAGUAUGUCUCCUCUAGCAUCCCUAAUGGGGACUUUGAUACGGGGGAGUAUGAAGAUGAAAAAGAUUGGGACAUGGAUGAUGAGCCGGAUGGGGAUCCUGGGAGUUCGCGGAAGAGUAUCCUUGAAAAAAGGGGUCAGGUUUCUGAACAGGGAACAGGACAAGAAGAUGACAGUAAGAUGAAAAAGGGGAUUGAGGUGGACGAAUGGGAUGAUUCGGAGCAAAUCCUGCAUGCUCGCUGUGUCUCAACAAUGUUGCCAACUCCUUUCUUUAUUUCUGUGGCUUAUGGAAAAUGUUCGAGAAUUGGAAGAACUCCGACGUGGAACAAACUUAGGAGCAUAGCGGUGAGAAUGGACGGGUUCCUGUGGCUUGUUGGAGGGGACUUCAACAUCUUUGUUUCGGAAGAUGAAAGACAAGGUAGUAGUAAUAACAGAACGAGGGAGAUGCUGGAAUUUGCGGAGACAAUAGGUGAUUGUCAACUGUUGGAUGUAGGGGCUGAUGGACCUAGGUUCACAUGGUCGAGAGGAGAGAUCUUUGAGAGGCUUGAUAGAGUGCUUCUUGGUGAGGGGUGGGCGAAUCUGUUUGAAGCAACUAGAGUAACUAAUCUGCCGAGAAUCCUCUCGGAUCAUUGUCCGCUUCUUAUCUCAUGCAGGCUGCCGGGAAUAAGAGUAAGACCCCCGUUCCGUUUUCAGAAUAUGUGGGUAAGGCACCAUGCCUUCUUGAAUGAGGUGAACAGAAGUUGGAAGGAGAGUACAGGGACGUCAGGGCUGGUGAAUGUUCAAAUAAAGCUUAGUAGACUAAAGAAAUGCUUGAGAAUAUGGAACAAUGUGGUGUUCGGAAAUAUUUUUGAAAACUUGAGGAAAUGUGAAAAGGAAGCUCAAGUCGCGAUCCUGAAUUAUGAACAAGAGCCUUCGCCUCUUUUUAGAAAGGAAAUGCAUAGGACAGCAGCCGAGUAUCUGCUUUGUCUAAAAAUAGAGGAGGAUUUUUGGCGGCAAAAGGCGGCGGUGAAAUGGGUGGCAGAAGGUGAAAGGAACUCUAAAUUCUUUCAAUGGUGGGUCAAACAGAGAAGAACAAGGGCAAGAAUCCAUAUGAUAGAAAAUGACAAUGGAAUUCUGUCUGAGGAAUCUGAUAUUCGGGCCUCGGCUGUUAAGUUUUUUGAGGGGUUGCUGACCUCAGAGGCUGGUCUUUUAGAUGAACCCAACCUAGAUAUUCUUGACUCGCUACCUUCUGAGGUUGACAUGAGAACUCUUGAGAGGUCUCCGUUUGAAGAAGAGAUCAGAAAGGUGGUCUUUGAGAUAAACGCUGAUAGUGCCUCGGGUCCAGAUGGGUACUCUGCCCUAUGCUUUCAGGCUUGCUGGGAGAUAAUGAGAAAAGAUGUGGUGGAGGCAGUGGCUGACUUCUUUGCAGGGGCUAGCAUUCCAAGAGGAAUUGCAGCAACAAUGAUUGUGCUUAUCCCUAAAAAGAAGAAUCCAUCUAAAUGGUCGGAAUUUAGGCCUAUAAGCUUGUGCAAUGUGAUGAACAAAAUCAUAUCCAAGCUCCUCUCUUCAAGAAUGGCUCCCUUGGUGCCAAUGGUUACUGUUCCGAAUCAAAGCGGUUUCAUUAAAGGGCGCCUGAUUAGCGAUAAUGUCCUGUUGGCUAAAGAACUUUUCUAUGAAAUAUGGAAGGGGAUCUCAGCCCCUAAUAUGGUGUUGAAGCUAGAUAUGGAGAAAGCCUAUGACAGAGUCCAAUGGCCGUUUCUCUUAAAGAUCUUGAAGAGGAUGGGCUUCUCGGAUAAAUGGGUGUCCCUCAUUGAGCGGUGCAUUUCUCCCUGCUGGUUCUCUAUUCUUAUUAAUGGCUGCCCGGCAGGUUUUUUUAAAUCUUCGCGCGGAUUGAGGCAGGGUGAUCCCAUCUCCCCCACUCUAUUUAUCUUGGCGGCAGACUACUUAUCGAGACUCUUGGAUCGGCUUAUUUUGGGGAAAGAGGAUAUGAUGUACCGAACAACCAGGUAUUCCUUUGGUGUUUCACAUUUGGCAUAUGCGGAUGAUAUCAUAAUUUUUUCGCAGGCUCAGAGGUCGACCAUUCUGAAGAUUUCAGAGUGUCUUAGUCACUAUAUGGCGGUCUCGGGGCAGAGGGUGAAUGUAGGGAAAAGUUGCUUCUUUAUUGAUGAAAAAUUUGAGUCCUGGGCUGCAGAGAUCACAGAGGCUAGUGGGUAUCAGCAGGGGAAAUUACCUUUCACAUAUUUAGGUGUCCCUAUAUACCGUGGCCGCAAACGCACUAACUUGUUUAUGUUCAUUCGAGACAGAAUCUCUGAGAGGAUUUACUGUUGGAGCCACAGACAUCUAUCCUUUGGGGGUCGGCUGACUCUGAUAAAAAGUGUGCUUGGAGCAAUCCCAAUUCAUAUCUUUCAAACAUUGGAGCCCACAAAGGGGGCUUUGAAGAAGAUUGAACAGGUCCUUGCAAGAUUUCUAUGGGGAUCAUGCUAUACGACAAACAAGACUCACUGGAUCAAAUGGGAGAGAGUUUGUUUGCCAACGGAGGAAGGAGGCCUUGGGAUCAGGCGCUUGGCAGAUGUAGUGGAGUCCUUUAGUAUCAAAUUGUGGUGGAGAUUUCAAGAACAGGAAUCCAUGUGGGCGAGUUAUAUGCGGUGUAAGUAUUGCUCUUUUUCCUUUCCACCGGUGUUGACUAAGUCCAAAAGGUUUAGCCCGGUGUGGAGAAGAAUGUUCAAGGCAGGACAGAAGACCCGGGGCUUUGUUAGAUGGAUCCUAGGUGAGGGGAGGAUCUGUUUCUGGUACGAUACCUGGCUCUCGGAUGCCCCAUUAGCUUGUCAUGUGGGGGAGGGAACGGUGGUGCAGCCGCAGAAGGUGAGUGACUUCUGGUGUGGAGAUCAGUGGGAUGAGGAGGAGUUGUGGCAGCUGAAUGAAGAGCAGGGCGUGCCAGCGGAGGUGAUUGAGCAGAUACUGCAGACUCCUUUCGAUAGAGGGGAGAAAGAUAGAGGUAGAUGGGACCCCUCGGCGAAUGGGAACUUCUCGGUGUCUUCGGCGUGGGAUCUGAUCAGAUGCAGGGCAGAGAAAAAGGAGGCAUUUAAAGUCAUUUGGAAUAAGUGCCUCAUGCCGUCAAUUUCGUUCUUUCUUUGGAGGCUUUUGGCCAAUCGAGUCCCAGUUGAUAUGAAACUUCAAUGGAGGGGAGUAUCUCUGGCCUCGAAGUGUAGAUGCUGCAAUAAGCCGAAUGAGGAAUCAAGAUUGCACUUGUUUGUCAACGGGGAGGCAGCAAGAAGGGUAUGGAGCCAUUUCGCUAAGUGGUUCCCUCAAGCACCUGAGUUUGCAGAGGAAGGAGUCAAUAUUGACGCCCAGAUUCGGUGGUGGCAAAGAUAUACGCGGAUCCGCCAGACUUGUCAUGUCUGUUUAAUCGUUCCUUGCCUCAUUUUAUGGUUCAUCUGGACGGAGAGAAACGAUUGUGUCCACAGAGAAAAGAAAUUCUUGGUGGAAUCUGUGAUCAAGAAGGUGGAAUUUUAUUUGAGAAAACUGGUGCUGUCAAAAUUGUUGGGGCCGGAACAGUGGAGUGACUGCUGCCCUGGAGAAGAGUUUCAGGCAGUUUCGUUUGGCAGGGGCCGGCUGAGGAAAGUCGGGAGGGUCAUGUGGAAACCACCAUAUCCAGGCUGGCUAAAACUAAACACGGACGGAGCCUUUCAAUCUUCAUCGCGGUCUGCAGGGGGAGGGGGAGUCCUGCGCAACCAUUUAGGGGACAUUGUGGCAGCUUUUGCAGCAAAUGUAGGGGCGGAUUCGGGGCUGGAGGCAGAAAUGGCAGCGAUCUUGAUAGGUAUUUCCUUGGCCAAGCUCCACGGCGAUCACAUUUGGUUGGAAUCAGAUGCAGAGCUGAUAGUGGGCUGGAUCAACUCCGCACAGCUUGGCGCAGGGAGUGCGCGUCACACGUUGGCUAAGAUUAGGGCUGAAUUACGGGGCAUUAGUUGGAAAGUGUCUUACAUUCCGAGAGAAGGUAAUAUGGCGGCUGAUUUUUUGGCAAACUUUGGGAGAGGGGUCUCGGAUACGCGGAUCUUCAACAGGGGCUCAGUGCCUGCGAGGGUAAAGGCUUUUUGUAGUUUGGAUAGUUUAGGGAUGCCUAGCUUCAGAUUUUGA
This is a messenger RNA of Salvia hispanica, 4953 nucleotides long. Lineage: Eukaryota; Viridiplantae; Streptophyta; Magnoliopsida; Lamiales; Lamiaceae. The record is from RefSeq and is a predicted model, not a curated record.